ACCCCUAACUUAAGUUGGAAGCCACGACUACUGCUCUGUUUUGCCUUGUAAAAACAUGGCGUCAAUGAUGCUUACCGAUUUCUCCUCCUCCACAAUGUGGCGGAGUCUCAUCCAUUUGAACGGCCGCAAUGGUACUUUCCUCCCUCACCCGUGUGUCGGCAAACUCAGCUUACCGACAACUGCGUCUGGCCGUGGCUGCACUCUCUCCAUUCGCUCCUCUUCUUCUCCAUCCGCGAUUGUAAUUGAUGGAAAGGCUGAGGCGAAAAAGAUUAGAGAUGAGAUCAAAACCGAAGUUUCAAGAAUGAAGGAAUCGAUCGGUGUGGUUCCUGGUUUAGCAGUAAUCCUUGUUGGGGAGAAUGAGGAAUCGGCAACUUACGUGAGGAACAAGAAGAAAGCUUGUGACUCCGUUGGAAUUCAAUCAUUUGAACUUCUUUUACCUGAAUACUCAUCAGAAGAGGAGGUUUUAAAAUCUGUCUCAGGCUUCAACAAUGAUCCUUGUGUCCAUGGAAUCCUUGUUCAGUUGCCUCUACCAUUGCAUAUGGAUGAACAGAACAUAUUGAAUGCGGUUAGUAUAGAGAAAGACGUGGACGGAUUUCACCCGCUAAAUAUUGGACGACUUGCCAUGCGUGGAAGAGAACCCUUAUUUGUGCCGUGUACUCCCAAAGGAUGCAUUGAGUUAUUGCAUAGAUACAACAUUGGAAUCAAAGGGAAAAGAGCGGUUGUUAUUGGGAGGAGUAACAUUGUUGGUAUGCCAGCUGCUCUGUUACUGCAGAGGGAGGAUGCAACUGUUAGCAUUAUCCAUUCAAGAACAAAUAACCCUGAAGAAAUCACAAGGCAAGCUGAUAUCCUAAUCUCAGCUGUUGGGAAGCCAAACAUGGUCAGAGGAAGCUGGAUAAAACCAGGUGCAGUCAUCAUCGAUGUUGGGAUCAAACGUGUUGAGGAUCCAAGUGCUCCCCGUGGCUAUCGAUUAGUUGGAGACGUUUGCUAUGAGGAGGCUUGCAGAGUUGCAUCAGCCAUCACGCCUGUUCCUGGUGGUGUUGGACCAAUGACCAUAGCCAUGCUUCUAUCUAACACUUUAACAUCAGCUAAGAGAAUUCACAACUUCUUCUAG
This is a messenger RNA of Capsella rubella, 1111 nucleotides long. Its product is annotated as bifunctional protein FolD 4, chloroplastic. NCBI's taxonomy places the organism in Eukaryota, Viridiplantae, Streptophyta, Magnoliopsida, Brassicales, Brassicaceae. Gene Ontology annotation, biological process: tetrahydrofolate interconversion. The record is from RefSeq and is a predicted model, not a curated record. The coding region runs from base 56 to 1111 and encodes 351 amino acids. Gene Ontology annotation, molecular function: methenyltetrahydrofolate cyclohydrolase activity; methylenetetrahydrofolate dehydrogenase (NADP+) activity. The transcript is spliced from 4 exons. Gene Ontology annotation, cellular component: cytosol.